GAAAAAGUGUGAUGAUAAUAGAAAAAAGAAUUGAAAAAAAAAAAAAAUAUAAAAUAGUGAGAUGGAGAGAAAACAGGGUCGCGCAGACGCAACAAAAUAAAUCCAGGUUUGUUAGUUAUAAUCGUACAGAAUCGUAGUAGUAGUAUCUAUCCAGACUUGUGAAAAAUGCAAAAUUGCAUGGGAGUGUCAACGGGUGUUCGAGUUUAUCAUAAAAACUUGAAUAUGCAACCAACUGGUAUUUGUAAUAAAAUUGAAAAUUAUAUAUCUGAACUUAAACAAUGGUCUGUUUGGAGGACAAUUAUUCUUGGACAAUUUUUAUCAAUUGUAUUGUACUGGCUAACACAAUUAAAUCAUCAUAUAAAUAAAGAAUCAUUAAAAAAAUUACCAGUACCAACAGCACAAAAUUUACCACACUAUGUUAUGAUGUGCCUGGUUUACACAACCUGGAUGUCAUGUAGGGGUGCUGGAAAUGGUCUUAUUUCCGUAAUCAGAUCACGUGGAUGGAGAUAUUUAUUGCUUGCAUUAAUUGACGUUGAAGCUAAUACACUUAUAACAUCAUCACAUCAAUUUACAAGCAUCUCUAGUAUUCAGAUUCUUGAUUGUGUUGCAAUACCAGUAGCAUUGGCUUUAUCCUGCUUGGUACUUGGUGUGAGAUAUAGAAUUGUUCAUAUUGUUGGAAUAUCUAUUUGUCUCAUGGGAGUUGGCUGUCUUGUUUGGGCUGGUAUUGAUGAAAAUAAAGAUCCUGGUGUUAAUGGCAAAAAUCAAUUAGUUGGUGAUAUGCUUUGCCUGGGUGGUGCUGUAUUAUUUUCUGUAACAACUGUUCUUCAAGAACUUGCUGUUAAAACUGUUGACAUUAUUGAGUAUCUUGGAAUGAUUGGUUUUUUUGGAACAAUUCUCAGCAUAACACAAGUGUGUUUUUUGGAACGUAUUCAACUUGAAACUGUAACAUGGAAUAUUGCAACUCCUGUUGUUAUAACUGCAUUGAUUUUUUUUUGUGUAACACAAUUUGUAUUUUUUUCACUUGUUCCAGUAAUAUUAUUUGAAUCUGGUGCAACAGCAUUACAAUUGGCUCUGUUAAGUUCAGAUUUUUUAAAUGUUUUUAUUGGAAUGUUGAAUCAUCGUUACAAGUUUCAUACAUUAUUUUUUCUUUCAUUGGCAUUGACAAUGACUGGUAUAUUUAUUUAUGCUAUUAAAAAAACACCAAUGUCAACGAGUUCGCAGAGACAACAGUUGGUAGAAACACCAGCUCCAGAUUACAGUGAUGUAAUUUUGAGAGGAAUGUCACAACCAACUUGUGGAGAAGUUGAUGUCGUUGCUAAUUUAGGUAUGUCUGGACCAACUGGUACACUGGAAGCGAUAAAGACAAUGGAGACAAUGGAAAAUAAUCAAGUUGUCGAUUCAGGAAAAUUACCAUUGAGUGCAAGUUCAGACACUGCUUUUACUUCUUUUUAUGGAAGCGAAGCAAAUAUGUAAAAUAAAUCAUUUUUUUUUUUUUUUAAUGCGAACCCUCUUCUCAUCAAAUUUUUUUUCAUCACGAAAAAAGAAGAAGGGUGAAGAAAAAAAACUACACAAAUCACAAUGAUUUAUCAAAAACGUCCUCUUUUUUUUUUAUUUUUUCAAUAAAAAAUUCGUUUGUUUUUUCGAACGUGGACCAUGAGCAAAUCGAGUAUUUCUAGUUA
Aphidius gifuensis is the source of this 1679-nucleotide messenger RNA. RefSeq names its product solute carrier family 35 member F2-like. Gene Ontology annotation, molecular function: transmembrane transporter activity. Bases 166 to 1473 code for a protein of 435 amino acids. The transcript is spliced from 8 exons. Gene Ontology annotation, biological process: transmembrane transport. Lineage: Eukaryota; Metazoa; Arthropoda; Insecta; Hymenoptera; Braconidae. Gene Ontology annotation, cellular component: membrane. The record is from RefSeq and is a predicted model, not a curated record.